Molecule: messenger RNA, 303 nt
Organism: Truncatella angustata
Lineage: Eukaryota; Fungi; Ascomycota; Sordariomycetes; Amphisphaeriales; Sporocadaceae
Exons: 1
Coding region: 1-303 (100 amino acids)
Source: RefSeq, a predicted model, not a curated record
AUGGAUAUCAUUCCAAAAGGUGCAAGAGCUCCUAUCAUUCAUCACUACGAGGGCGACUUUACGGGAAAUUUCCUUGCCAUUCGUGCGGCGUUUCUAUACCAACUCAGCUGUGGUAGUACUCAUAUCACGUCGGUUGAUCCCUCUAGCAAGCUAGUAAUUAAUGUCCGCUACUUGGAGCAUCAGCUCAAUCUUGAAGUCCCUGCACGUUUCUUGAUUAUGCUGAAAAGACAGCGCGCACUGGGCCUCUCAGCAAGUACCUGGAGCCCAACGGUGGACGCGGCUAUGGAGCACCGGACGACCUGA